Amoebophrya sp. A25 is the source of this 1698-nucleotide messenger RNA. The record is from the annotation of a GenBank genome assembly. NCBI's taxonomy places the organism in Eukaryota, Dinophyceae, Syndiniales, Amoebophryaceae.
AGCUGGAAAUGGAUGCUUGAAAGUUUGUAUUUGGAUCCCGCUGAUCAUCCUUAAAGUAUUAAUAAAUCAGAAUUAUGGACAAUUUACAAGCGGAGGCCCAACAAAGGGCCACUCAGGGGAUCCGAGACAGUAUCGACGUCGUGAACAAAUACGUGCAAGCAGGACCGCAAGGGUUGAGCCUCCUGUGUUUCUUCUCAGGUCUGGCGACGAGCGUCAUUGGGUCCCUUGGCGUCAUCGGAAAGAUGAUCGACAUGACGAUACUAACCGACCCCUUCGAUUUCGUACUAUUUUCCGCCAAUCGUUGAUUAUGCCAUACGUGCUCUUCAAGGUCGUGCCUCAAUGUUAUGCUAUAGCUAUACUUGCUCUUCAAGGUCGUGCCUCAAUGUUAUGCUAUAGCUACUUGUACUUGCUCUUCAAGGUCGUGCCUCAAUUUUAUGCUAUAGCUAUACUUGCUAAAUAGCUAUUAUACUUGCUCUUCAAGGUCGUGCCUCAAUGUUAUGCUAAAUAGCUAUACUUGCUCUUCAAGGUCGUGCCUCAAUUUUUGAAAUUCAAUCUUUUUCAAUGGCGCCCUUAUGGCAGUCUGCACUGAACUUUGUGCGAGAUUGAUUGCAUUGUAUUGUAUCUUUCUUGGUACGUAGCCCUAGAUGGGACCGAAGUUUUCUUUGCGCCUUUCAGGUUCUUCAUGCGUAUCUCGUGUGUUUCGGCGCAACAGCGGUGCUAUUAGAAAGCGACGCAGAGAUGCUGAGCACAGUUCCUGUUGUAGGUACAACUCUUUAAUUUGAUUUCGAGUAUUAAAUCUAGCAGCCCAUGUUGGUGCAAUUUUCCUGGGCAUCAAGGACUAUUGAAAUCAGUGGCACCUUCAUAUUUGCUUAUCUGACUGCUAGCACUUAUUAUUUUUUUCUAAGAACAUGAAAUUGAAAAUGAAUUCUAAACACCCUGCUCCCUAGGCCCACUCGCAGUCUAUUCGGACUAACCUGAAUUAUCAACAUCCCAGGUCCACUAGCAGUACACCUGAACAAGUAUCAGAAGUUUGUGAACGAAUAUGCCCAUUUCUUGACCAAGUUGCAGGGAAGAGGAGCAUUCUACAUAUUUGUGGGCACACUCUGUAUCACGGAGUGUAUGUUUUUAUGGCUUGAAAAAACUAUACUGUCUUGAUAGGUGGAUAGCUGGUUUUAUUCAAAACAGCCACACCUACAUCAAUAAUUUCUGCUUCAGACGUAUAAUACUAACAUCAGAUAAUCCUGUGAUCAUCAACUUCAACCUCACGACGUACUUACUAAGUUACUACAGACUUUUGAUCUACUUUCUGAUACUUACGUACCUUCUAAGCACAUGCAUCCUCUUUAGUGUUGUAAAUGUGAAGAAUAUAGAUCCUGCCUCUUCUAAUGGGAUGCACCCUCUUUAUCGUUGGAGCAGCGAACGCGGGACUCGGUGUACUACUAAUACUAUUGUCGUUCGGGUACACACCCGAUCUCAGUGCUGAGGCUGUCACGAAGCGAGUAGGAACGACAUACCAGAAUGUGGUGCAGAAUCGAGUUUAAGAAAGGAUAAGUUACUAUUCGAGAUGAGAAAAUUGAUUUGAGAGUGGCAGAAAUAGAAACAAAAGAUGGAGUGAGGACGAUCAACACACUCACACUGCGCAACGAGUUGUCGGUAUGACGAAAUUGAAGUUAUGCUACAACAAGAAUUUCCACGAAA